CCUUGAGCCGACCAGACGUGAUAUAAUCAUAUGGUACUGAGACGCCUCGAAGCAAGAGCUGUUUGGAUCUUCAUUUAAAAAGGUAUGGCACUGUCUCUCGCAGCUCUCCAGUUCACCAUGGAGGCGUGGGUUCGGUUCCCUGCUGAGUUACAUAUAAUAUAAAGAGUCGGCAUACGACGGGCUCUUCUUAUACUGAACAGGCGUACCAGGCAGGCUCGCAGUCCAUCUGAAUUUCCCAAUACUAGGUUCAUCCCCAAGCAUAAAGUGGGAUUUCUGACCAACUUGGAACAAAGUUGGAAUACAGCAACCCUGCCCGACAGAAAUCUGUACAUCCUAAGGAAGAAAACGAAAUGAAUGACUCCAGAGGCAAUGACACUGAAGAAGGCUGCAUUUCAGUGAAAUGCAUUUUUUCUCUAGCUGAAAGGUCAGCAAUCAUUAGCGCCUUUUCUCUACUGUUCCUGGCAUCUCUUCUUGGCAACAUCCUGAUCUUGUUUCUUCUAAAGAGAGACAAUCAGCUACGUUCCAAGACAAGUGCAUCCCAUAUCAGCCUUGCAAUUGCAGAUCUUCUAUUGACGAUAUUCUGUCUUCCAUUCAUGCUGACAGAUUUGUACAUCGCAGAUGAAUGGAUUUUUGGGGCUGCCUUUUGCAAGAUUAUAACAUUUGUCCAGAUUUUGUCUUCCACAUCCUCCAUCCUCAAUCUCCUCAUUGUGACAUUUGAGUGCUUUGCUGCAGUGUGCUUUCCAUUUUACCUCAGACUUUUGAAACGAAAGCGAGUUAUCUUGAUCGUUUCCUGUGCUGUGGCGUGGACGAUAGCAGCUAUCGAGGGUAUCGCUUAUGUCCAGUAUAAAGAAUACGUUGUCUAUGAAGGCACUCCCUUCUGCAUGGAAAAUUGGCCUAGCACUGAAGUGAAGAAUACUUUCAUUUACACAAAUGUAAUUCUCCUUUCCAUCUUUCCUAUUUGUGUAAUUACGAUCCUUAACAUGUUUUCCAUCGCUAGGCUUUGUCAGGCCAAAAACUGGGAGCUCCAAUCUAACCGGAGAUCCGCCAAAACAUCCUACACUCGUAUUGCUACAAAAAAGAUCAUCAUAAUUUCGCUGAUUUUCAUCGUUUGCCGAACACCUCAUCAACUGUUUGGCCUACCAAUAAUCCAUGAUAUAAUAAUACUCAAUAGCAGCACGUCCAAAAUGUACCUAACGAUACAUGCAAUAAUCUAUGUAUUGUACUUCUUCAGCGCUUCCACGCAUCCCGUGGUCUUCAGUCUAAUGUCAUCUUAUUACAAGGAUGCACUUCGGAGACAAUGGGCUUUCAUCACGCGAAAAACUCAAAAGAGCAGCAUUAGGGGAGUUCCAAGCACUAAAAUAAACGAUACUUGUCUCUAGACAAAUUACGUGCUGAACUUAAACAUGAUGCUUAAUCUUGAUGUGAAUAAGCCUUUUCAUAGUUUAAGAAUCGAUUCCACUGCGCAUGCGAUUUUAUCCCGAAUUUCUCACC
Molecule: messenger RNA, 1491 nt
Organism: Actinia tenebrosa (Australian red waratah sea anemone)
Lineage: Eukaryota; Metazoa; Cnidaria; Anthozoa; Actiniaria; Actiniidae
Product: galanin receptor 2a
Biological process (GO): G protein-coupled receptor signaling pathway
Cellular component (GO): plasma membrane
Molecular function (GO): G protein-coupled receptor activity
Source: RefSeq, a predicted model, not a curated record